GUCAUUUUUUUCAUAGCCCCUGGUAACACUUACACUACAAACUUCAAUCAAUACACUUCUCCUCAAGCCAUCCAAACAGUCAAAACCCGUGCCAUGUGAUUUCAAAAUUUUCAUCAUUUCCAAAUUUUUAGUGCAAUAUUUCAAUAUGGUUCUGUAAUCGUAUCUUCUAAAAUCAUCACCAAACCAAUCAUCAAUCAAAACAAUAUUUUUCAAAAUUCUAGUAUUUUGGAGUCAAACAAAAAUAAACUAAGUUAAUAUUUAUCAAAAAUGGCUGCGCCGCCUAAACCUCCUGCAGUAAGCUCAUUCAACCUCAUACCGAAGAUCGUCAACGGCGGUAUCGCUGGUAUUGUGGGCGUUUCCGUCGUAUUCCCUCUGGAUUUAGUAAAGACACGAUUGCAGAACCAAACUAUCGGUCCAAAUGGCGAGAAACAGUACAAAAAUAUGUUCGAUUGCUUCAAACAAACCUACCGCGCCGAAGGAUAUUUUGGCAUGUACAGAGGAUCAGCUGUUAACAUCUUACUCAUCACUCCGGAGAAAGCUAUCAAAUUGGCUGCUAACGAUAUGUUCCGGUACUACCUUUCCCUAGCAGAUGGAUCUCUACCCAUGCAUCGUCAAAUGAUGGCUGGUGGGUCGGCUGGAGCUUGUCAGAUUAUUAUUACGACGCCUAUGGAGCUGCUAAAGAUUCAGAUGCAGGACGCUGGCAGAGUUGCGGCGCAGGCUAAAACCGAGGGUAGAAUAAUACCGCGCAUUACGGCAAUGCAAAUCACCAAGAAACUCCUCGCCGAAAGAGGUAUCACCGGGCUGUACAAGGGCAUCACGGCGACUGCGGCCCGGGACGUCUCCUUUAGUAUCGUCUACUUCCCACUGUUCGCGACGCUCAAUAAACUGGGAAUUCGAAACGAGAAAGACAUCAACCCGCCCUUCUGGUGGUCGUUCAUCUCGGGCUGCUCCGCCGGCUCAUUUGGCGCGCUUUGUGUCACCCCCUUGGACGUCAUCAAGACGCGCAUGCAGACGCUCACCAAAGGCAAGGGCGAGAGGCAAUACUCCUCCGCGUAUGAUUGCGCCAGGUCGACUCUGAUUCACGAAGGUCCGACGGCGUUCUUCAAGGGCGGCUUUUGCCGGAUGAUCGUGAUCGCUCCACUGUUCGGCGUCGCGCAGGCUGUGUACUACCUCGGUAUUGCUGAGCGCCUGCUGGGCUACCCACUCGUCAGAUCGGUUUGAACGAUGUCUGUUUAGGUACCUUUUAUUUUAUAAGCAUAUUAAUUUGACGUUAGGCAGUUCAAGAAUACUUUAUAUUGUUAUAGGAACUUUUUAGGUAUUUAUUUAUAGGUAGAGACAAUCGCAAUGAACUUAUUUAUUAUACGAAUACGACCCAUAUCAAUGUUUUGUGCAGAAAAUAUGCAACUAAAAACAACUAUAUGUAAAGCAUUAGAAAAAAUUGAAUAAUUUAUGCAAAAACACGUCACAAAGUAAAGAAUGUACUCACUAAAAAACUGUCGGUUUUGAGUGAGUCUCUUUAGUAUAACUCCACCAAAAAUGUCUCACUCUUUAAAAAAAAUAUACUAUACCUAGUUACGUUGGACUUUUACUUCCAGCAUACAUUUUCACUAUUUAUUUUGUGCCGUGUUUCAUUAAGAUGGCAGCGCUUUUUUGACAUACCCGUAGAAAGAUAGAGUUAGAAAGCUGAACAUAUUAAAUUAAGUAUUAUCCAUAAUAAUAUCUAGAUUUUAUUAAACUGGACAAAAUUGAUCGUCGCUGUACCUAAAAGUAUUCAAUGCAAUCCCGUAAUCACUUAAAAUUUUACUUUUUUUAUAAAAAGCUAAUUAUUCUAUCUAUCUAUAUUUAUUUUUUACAAGCUAUUACUUAUUUUCGAAACCUUUACUGUAACUUUAAUUGUUAAGCUUGGAAACGUUUUGCAUUAUUUCAAAUUAAAGAAGAAUUGUCUUUUCAUUGUUUUGUCAAGUAGGUAAUACUCUUUCAUAUACUGUACUGUUUCUUGCCGCUGUUACGUUUCUCUAUUCCAUAGACCUCCGCAAGUUCUUCUGCAUCUUUUCCAAGAACUAAUAAUUAAAUUCUGUAUCGAAUAUUUCUUUUAUACUUAUCACUUAUUUGAUCAACAGAAUGACUACAUGCAAAUGAUGUAACAGCUAAUCCAACUUAAAUAUGAAUAAUGUAAACAGUGCUAAUGAAUCUGAAAGAAAUUUACGAUCAUGUUACCCACUAACAAUUACGAAGAUCUAUACCUUAUUAGUUAUUGUCAAUUAUCGAUGACGUAAUGAACUGUUCCUUGUUAAUAUUUUUGUGGAUUAGGCCGUUUGGAGAAAUAAUGUUUGUAGAUAUGUACCGGCUUUUAGAAAGUUGUGAAAAGACACUUUCCGACAUCUAGUAAGGUUACCAUCAAAUAUCUAUUUUGAGGAAAAGCCAAGAUAUUUUCAUUUUACAAUUUCUUUGUAAUGCCAAUACUAUUAAAAGUGUUUUUAUACCUAGAAUGACCCUCGGUCAGUGUUUAAGACAAUAAGUGUGUAGUAUCAAGUUUUAUAAAACAUUUUUGAUGUAUUGUCAAUUAAAUAAUAUAAUUUUUAUAGUAAGAGUAUUUGCAAACGUUUUAUAUUAAUUUAUUGAUUUUAUUGAUUAACAAAGUUUGUCGAAAACUUGUUAUCACAUGGCACUUCAGAAAUAUGAAACAUGCUUUCGAUCAAACUAGCAAGUCAUUAUAUAUUAAAUUUUAUAAAAUAAUUGGAAACAUCGUAAAAGUUGCACUGUAAAAUUAAAAAAAGUUUACUUUUA
Messenger RNA from Trichoplusia ni (cabbage looper), 2787 nucleotides. Its product is annotated as mitochondrial glutamate carrier 1-like. The transcript has 8 exons. NCBI's taxonomy places the organism in Eukaryota, Metazoa, Arthropoda, Insecta, Lepidoptera, Noctuidae. Gene Ontology annotation, biological process: aspartate transmembrane transport; L-glutamate transmembrane transport; malate-aspartate shuttle. Gene Ontology annotation, molecular function: L-aspartate transmembrane transporter activity; L-glutamate transmembrane transporter activity. The coding region runs from base 268 to 1221 and encodes 317 amino acids. The record is from RefSeq and is a predicted model, not a curated record.